This is a messenger RNA of Iphiclides podalirius (scarce swallowtail), 501 nucleotides long. Lineage: Eukaryota; Metazoa; Arthropoda; Insecta; Lepidoptera; Papilionidae. The record is from the annotation of a GenBank genome assembly.
AUGCCGAAGAAGACCAAGGUGAACAAGCUGGCGCGAAUGUCGGACGAGGAACGCGCUAGAUACCUCCAGCACAGAGCGGAUGUUGAGGAGGAAGCCAGGCGGAAGAAACGGGAGCUGGUCGCGCGGUUUAUCAAGGGUAUGAUCGUGACCUUCAACUUCUUAGUGGAGAGGAAGGACCGGCUGAUAGCAUCUCUUACUGGAGCCCUGAACGACUCCGACGAGCAACACCGCCGCGCCUUCCAAGCUCAUACGGAAAACCUUAACUACUUCCUGAGGAUUGGGUCACAAAGACUCGAUAAGCUGCAGCACAUUUAUGAUCACCGAAAGGACGUCCUGUUAGAGAACUGGGAAGGGGAGGAACUGGACAUAACGAACAACCAGGACAGGGCAGAGUUGAAACUGACUCUAAUCACAUAUAUACAGGAGCGGGAUUUCAAAACGUACAAGAAUAAUAAGGAAAUAGAGAUGCUGACGAAAAAAAAUAACGAGAGGCUCGAAGUU